Messenger RNA from Limulus polyphemus (Atlantic horseshoe crab), 2652 nucleotides. Its product is annotated as pyrroline-5-carboxylate reductase 3-like. Gene Ontology annotation, biological process: L-proline biosynthetic process. Lineage: Eukaryota; Metazoa; Arthropoda; Merostomata; Xiphosura; Limulidae. Gene Ontology annotation, molecular function: pyrroline-5-carboxylate reductase activity. The record is from RefSeq and is a predicted model, not a curated record. The coding region runs from base 161 to 1006 and encodes 281 amino acids. The transcript has 7 exons.
CUGGUAGUGCUGCACUGGUACAGAUUUCGUUUAUGAGAGAGUCACGUGACAGCUAGUGUAAUAUUUAAUAGCAAUACCGAGGCUCAAGUGUUUCAACUUCAUACCUUGUGUCGUUACGAAAAUAACCAAUUCAGUUACACUUUUGCUAAAAAACAAGAAGAUGUCAACAGACCUGAAAAAGAUUAGUGCUGGGUUCAUUGGUGCAGGCCACAUGGCCCAAGCAUUAGCCAAUGGAAUGCUAAAAGCAGGUUUACUCAAACCUAAUCAAAUCUGGGCAAGUGCACCUACUACCACCAAUUUAGAAACAUUCAAGGAUAUGGGAUGUCAUAUAACACAUGCAAAUGAAGAUGUUGUUUCAGCAUGUACAGUGAUAUUCCUCUGUGUUAAACCUCACCUAGUGAGUCAAGUUCUGAAGAAACUAGAAGAGAAAAAUGCCAUACAAUCACAUCAUCUUAUUGUGUCUGUUGCUGCUGGAAUUUCGAUUCAAUUUAUGGAAAAAUUACUGCCAGAAAAAACACGUGUAAUUCGUUCCAUGCCAAAUACUCCAUCAUUGGUUCAAGUAGGUGUCUGUGGGUAUGCCCGAGGAACAUACGCUACUGAAGAGGAUGCAACAGUGGUUAGCAACUUGAUUGGGUCGGUUGCAAUGUGUGAAAUUGUUCCAGAAAAUCUCAUUGAUACUGUAACAGGCCUGAGUGGAAGUGGUCCAGCAUAUGUCUAUACAAUUAUACAGGCUAUGGCUGAUGGAGCAGUUAAGAUGGGUCUUCCACGUUCAUUAGCUGUUAAAUUUGCUGCUCAAACUGUUCUGGGUGGGGCAAAAAUGGUACUAGAAACUGGUCGACAUCCUACUGUUUUGCGAGAUGAAGUUUGUUCACCAGGUGGCACUACCAUUUAUGGUGUCUGUGCUUUGGAAGAAGCAGGCUUAAGAACAGGUUUGCUUCGAGCUGUUGAGGCAGCUACCUUGAGAGCUAAGGAGCUGGGAAAUGCAUGUAGUAAUAAUGAAAACUAAAUUAUUAUGAAAUCACCUAAUGUUAUUCUGCAAACUGGAUUAACGUAGCUUAUGUGUGUGUGUGAAACUCUUUACACUUAGAAGGAUAACAUUUUUAUGUCAGAAGUAUCAACUUGGGAUCUUAACUUACUCUAAAAUAAUGUUAAAUUAUUAUUCAAAAAUGAUUUAUAAAAGUAGUCAUGCAUGAUCAUGGGAUAAGCAUAUAGAAUUAUCAAAAGAAAAUUUUGUAAUAAAUUAAAUAUUUUUCCUUUCUAUAUCUGAUAUUAUUCUGAUUAUUUUCUAUAAGUAAUUAAGGUAUAUAUAUAUUCCUAGGCGGGUAUUAAUAUGUUUUUUCUAAAUUAUAGGAUAAAUUAGAACAAAUACAAACUGUAUUACUUGGCUGAAAGUAGCCAGUGAAAGAACUUGUCUAUGUAACUGUUUUCUAUCACAUUUAUAUCCAUUUUUAAAUUGCAAGAUAGAAAAAUAAAUCAGACUUCAAAGAAAGACAUCUACGAGUUAAGUGUUAAUUGGAAAAUGAUUAGGAAAAAGUAAGUGUUAACUUUGAAGAACUGCUUGAUUUAUAUAUACUUCCACAAAACCAAGAAAAAUAUAGUCCUUAUUGAAUUUUAUAUUGAAAAAAAAAAAUAUGUAUUUCAUCUAAAACAUCAUUAUUACAGUUAUAAAUAAUUAUAAGUGGAAAAACGAUGAAAGCUAUUUAUUAUUUCUUUUAACAAUAAUUGGAUUUAAGUUUUACUUCUUUACAUACUUGAAUUGUGCAUUCCAGCAUCCUUAUUUACAUUAAUAUUUGAUUCAUUUUGCUCCUGUGUUAAAAAAGUGUUGACUUAACCAUUGAUUAAUGGACUUCAUUUAUCACUAAACUUCACUGGAGAGCUGUGCAUUUAAAAUGAAAGUUCCAGGUACGUCGGUUGUAUUUUAUUAAGACUUAUCACAAAAAUAUCCUGAUUAUUAAAAACAAACCAUCAUGCAUUCAACUUACUGCUCAACCAGAAUAGAAUCUAACACAAACAUGGACCAAUCAGCACAGCAAGACAAAACCAGCUUAUAACUGUAUGCAAGAAAUAGUUUGUCAUUUUGAGGAUUUUAUUGUUUGUCAGUGACACCUUCCUUUGAGUAAGAAUUUCAAUUUCAGUUAGACAUAGAAUACUCCAAAUAAUUAUAGUGUAUUAUAAUAAUAAUUCAGCUAACUUUACUACUUCAGUACAUGGUUUCUCAAUAACUUCUGAUCAAAGUAACCUAUUUACUUAGAAGAGAACUAAAAAUUAAGUCAGUAAAUAAUGUAGGUAACUUAAUGUGCCAUCCUAAAUAGGAGUAUGCAGUUUCACAAAACAGACUUAUAGUACAUUGAUUCAUGAAUUUGGCUGUAAAUGUAUCUAAUAUGCUGUAGUCUAUCACACAAGUUUAACCAAUAAUCUACAAACUGUUUUCCAGGGAAAUUCUAGUGUCAGUAUAUACUUCUUCCAGUUAUUCCAAAAUGAGCAAGGUUUAAAGGUCAUUAUAAAUUAUGAACUUUGAACUACAAGAGAUUUCAAUGAAAUAAAAAAUGUGUUUGUGUAUAAUUCUUGCAGACCUCUAUUGUGAUAAGGUUUAUUUGUUCAAAAGUAAUUUUUAUUAAAACUUUUUAUAUUUUUUGUUCUUUUCACUCCUAU